Molecule: messenger RNA, 1595 nt
Organism: Elaeis guineensis (African oil palm)
Lineage: Eukaryota; Viridiplantae; Streptophyta; Magnoliopsida; Arecales; Arecaceae
Product: THO complex subunit 4B
Biological process (GO): mRNA export from nucleus
Cellular component (GO): nucleus
Molecular function (GO): mRNA binding
Source: RefSeq, a predicted model, not a curated record
GUUCUCUCUCUUUCCCCUCCCCUUUACUUCGGAAACCCUACCUUGUCUCUCCCGCCCCGCCAUCCCCAAAAUUACCUGUUUGCUAAAACCUAGCUAGCUCUUACGAAGCCGAUCGACGACAAUGACGAGCUCUUUGGAUAUGUCCCUCGAUGACCUCAUCAAGAAAAAUAAGAAGCCGGCCACCGGCGGCAGCAGCAGCAGCAGCGGCCGGGGGCGGGGGAGAGGGUCCGGCGGCCCCGCUCGCCGAUUCCCAAACCGGUCCGGGAACCGCCCCACCCCCUAUUCGAUGGCAAAGGCACCUGACUCGGCGUGGCAGCACGAUAUGUAUGCGAAUCAGACGGGAGGUUAUUCGGCUCCGGCGGCGAGGGUUUCAGCUAUCGAGACCGGCACCAAGCUCUACAUCUCCAACUUGGAUUAUGGUGUCUCCACCGAGGAUAUCAAAGAACUCUUUUCAGAGGUUGGUGAUCUCAAACGUUACGCGAUCCAUUAUGAUAGGAGUGGAAGAUCGAAGGGAACGGCUGAAGUGUUCUUUUCAAGGCGGGUGGAUGCUCUAGCUGCUGUAAAGAGAUACAACAAUGUGCAACUUGAUGGGAAGCCAAUGAAAAUUGAGAUUGUAGGAACAAAUAUUGAGACACCUGCUACUGUGCCGCAGAUUUCAAACGGGACUUUUGGAAGUAUUAAUGGCGCCCCCAAAAGUGGAGCUGGGAGUGGUGGCUCUACAGGAUGGCCACGAGGUGGUGGUGGCCGUAGACGGGCAAGAGGCCGUGGACGAGGUAGAGGCCGUGGUAGCCAGAUGACUUCUGCAGAUCUUGAUGCAGACUUGGAGAAGUACCACGCAGAGGCAAUGCAAAUCAACUGAAAGCUUGCGCCUUGGUGCUUUGUGUGUUUCCUCUACUUGGUUAAUUCUGCUCAAAAUUUGCAUAUUUAUAAUUGUGUGACUAUAGGGACUUUAUGGAGGGGAAUCACAACUCUUUAGUAUUGUUACUGGUAUGUGGGACUCGGUUUAGCUGUGGUUGACUCGUUUGGAUUUCAACAUUAUACAUGUGUUAAAUGGACUAGUGAUUGCCCUUUAUGCAAUCAUGUAGUUUAGUCAGCUUUCUGCCACAGAUCUUCAUGCUAACUUGGAGAAGUACCACACACAGGCAAUGCAAAUCAACUGAAAGAUCUCGUCUUGGUGCACCGCAUGUUCCAACCAUUUGGUUAAUUCUGCUCGAAAGUAGUCUAUUUCUGUAGUUGUGUGACGUUAGGAAGGGGAUCAUGACUGCUUAUUAGUGGGCCUUGGGUUUUACUGUUGUUGACUCUUUCUAGUUUCGGCAAGAUACAUCUGUUAAAUGGAUAACUUGUGAUUGCCCCUUAAUCAUGUAGUGUAUUUGAUCUUGCUUCCUUUAGAUCCAAUCCUUUCAGGACGCAACCAAGAAGACAUGUGUUGGAGGUGAUUACUUUUUAAAGUUGUUAUCAUGAGUAAUCUGAUACAUGUGAAUCUGUAAUUUCUUCUGUAACUUUGCAGGCCAUAGUAUCUUUAUGUUCUCUUUUGACAUAUUGAUGAUGUAUCUUGAGUUUGUUGUUUUAAGUCUGAAAGCUGACACUUAAAUUUC